This is a messenger RNA of Brassica rapa (field mustard), 1641 nucleotides long. RefSeq names its product probable arabinosyltransferase ARAD1. The record is from RefSeq and is a predicted model, not a curated record. Gene Ontology annotation, molecular function: glycosyltransferase activity. Lineage: Eukaryota; Viridiplantae; Streptophyta; Magnoliopsida; Brassicales; Brassicaceae.
UAAUAAUUACCAGAUCAAUUCUGACUAGAAGAAUCUUAAUAAUCUAUUAUGACUCAAUACGUUUCGUCAAAACUGAAGCAACAAAAAAACAGAAGCGAGACGGUUGGAUCCAAAUCUCAUCUCAUCGCGAAGAAAUGUACGGCAAAACCAUAUGCAUCAUCGUCUUCUUCGUCUUCCUCAUUGCCUCCUACUCCAUCUACAUGGGCACCGUCGAUCCAACCCCUUACUUCACCCAGCUCCAGUCCCUCCCCCGCGGCAUCUCCUCCUCUCCCUGUAACUCCUCCACCAUCUCCCCACAACCUCUCCGCGUCUUCAUGUACGACCUCCCUCGAAAAUUCAACAUCGCGAUGAUGGAUCCUCACAUCUCAGACGUCGAGCCAAUCUCCGCCAAGAACCUCCCUCCCUGGCCCCAGACCUCCGGGAUCAAGCGCCAGCACAGCGUCGAGUACUGGCUCAUGGCCUCCCUUCUCCACAACGGCGAGGGAGAGAGAGAGGCGGUUAGGGUUUUUGAUCCGGAAUCGGCGGAUGCCUUCUACGUCCCUUUCUUCUCUUCCUUGAGCUUCAACACUCACGGCAAGAACAUGACCGAUCCGGAUACGGAGUUUGACCGGCUAUUGCAGGUUGACUUAAUGGAGUAUCUUGAGAAUUCUAACUACUGGCAACGCUCAGGUGGGAGAGACCACGUGAUUCCCAUGACGCAUCCUAAUGCCUUUAGAUUCUUGAGGCAGCAAGUGAACGCGUCGAUUCUUAUUGUUGCUGACUUUGGGCGUUACCCGAAGGAGAUGGCACGGUUAGAUAAAGAUGUGGUUUCUCCGUAUGUGCAUGUUGUUGAGUCCUUUAGAGAGGAUGGUGUUAGUGUUGGUGUUGGUGAUGGGGAUGAUGAUAGUACUCCGGAUCCCUUCGAGGCUCGGGGCACGCUUCUUUACUUCCGUGGGAAUACUGUUAGGAAGGCUGAAGGUAGAAUCCGUCUCAAGCUGGAGAAGUUGUUGGCUGGUAACUCUGAUGUUCAUUAUGAGAAGAGUGUAGCAACAACACAAAACAUCAAAGUGUCUACGGAAGGGAUGAGAUCAUCGAAGUUCUGUCUGCAUCCAGCUGGAGACACUCCGUCAUCAUGCCGACUAUUUGAUGCCAUUGUCAGCCACUGCAUCCCGGUCAUCAUAAGCGACAAGAUCGAGCUGCCGUUCGAAGAUGAGAUAGACUACUCGGAGUUCUCAGUGUUCUACUCUGUAAAAGAGGCGCUUGAACCAGGCUUCAUCCUCGACAAUUUACGGCAGUUUCCCAAGGAGAAAUGGUUGAAGAUGUGGGCAAACUUGAAGAACGUUUCUCAUCACUUCGAGUUUCAGUACCCGCCCAAGAGAGAAGACGCGGUUAACAUGUUGUGGAGACAGGUGAAACACAAGAUACCGAAUGUCAAGCUCGCUGUACAUAGAAACAGGAGGUUGAAAGUCCCUGAUUGGUGGCUCUGAAGAAUCUUCUCAAGAUCAAGCCUUAUCAUUUUCUUUCCUUCCAAUACUGUACAUUAGUUGAUUCUUUUGUUACCUUUUUGAGUUUCGUGACCCAUUUUUAUAGGCAUAUAUACUCUAAAAACAUCAUUUUUAUAACCAGAUAAUAAUUUUUAAAAAGGUUUGGGAUUAGAGAGUU